This is a messenger RNA of Epinephelus lanceolatus (giant grouper), 2373 nucleotides long. It is a transcript of the gene nup50, whose product is annotated as nucleoporin 50. The record is from RefSeq and is a predicted model, not a curated record. Gene Ontology annotation, biological process: protein import into nucleus. Lineage: Eukaryota; Metazoa; Chordata; Actinopteri; Perciformes; Serranidae. Gene Ontology annotation, cellular component: nuclear pore.
CGGAUAUUGCUAUGUAAAAUGGCGGCGUGAGACUCGUUCAAAACAGAGGUCUUUACCGGAGACGCUGGUGAGCUAACAUCUCUGAAACCGUCUGCGUUACGUGGAGCCGUCCGUGAAUCACUCAGAGGAAGAGGUUGGAAUUUACAUUCCAGAAAAGAGCAGGUGGGAUGGCGAAGAGGAUCGCUGAUAAAGAGCUAACGGACAGGAACUGGGAUCAGGAGGAGGAGGGAGAGGAGGCCGGAACGUUUUCAGUUGCAAGUGAGGAUGUGUUGAAAAACCGGGCGAUUAAGAAGGCCAAGCGCAGAAAUAUUGGAGCAGAGGCCGAGGGAAGUGGAACCUUCAAAGGUUUUAAAGGGUUUUCUUUGACCACGUCAGCAGCGAGCGGAGGCUCAGCUCCAACAGCGUUUUCUGGUUUUGGAAACGGAGGAGGCUUUAAGGGCCUGAGCGGUCUGACCAACGGAAAUAGCAUCACCCCUUCAUUUGGAGGUUUCUCAUCUCCUGCAGCAUCCACUGCUACACCUGGUCUAACAUUCAACGGCCCCACCUCCGCCAAGCCCACUGCUGACAUCACCGCCAAGCAGACCAAUGGCUCCACCCCGAGCCCGACUCAAAGCUCGAGCUCCUGCAGCAGCAGCAGCAGCAGCAGCAGCAGUGUCGGCAACAAGGAGUACAGCCGGCAGCUCACCGCUCUCAACUGCUCGGUGCGGGACUGGAUCACCAAGCACGUGAACGACAACCCUCUGUGUGAUCUCAAUCCCAUCUUCAGGGAUUACGAGCGGCACCUGGCCAGCAUCGAGCGCCAGUAUGGAGCCGGAUCUGCUGAUGGGGGCUCUGAGGAGAAGAAGCAGGGAGGGAUGCUGCCAACCACAGCCACCCCUCCUCCUCCUCCUCCCUCAUCUUCCUCCUCCGGCAGCAGAAGCAGCUCGGCGGCUCCAGCCACCACCGCUUUGUUCUCCUUUGGCAAAAACACGACAGAAGACUCGACCCGGGACAAAAGCGCCUCCACCGCUGCUCCGAUCAACACCGGUGUCACGUUUAACUUUGGUCAGAAGGUGGACAGCUCGGUCCUCGGCUCCUUAGGGUCCAAAACAUCUACCCCCAGCUUCUCCUUCUCCUCCAGCGCCUCCUCCAGCCAGACCUCCCUGUUUGGAGCUCCUGGAUCUGCUGCACCGCUGUCCUUCAGCGGGACGAAGACCGAAGACGCUCGGCCUGCAGACGAGAACGGAGACGAGGAGUCGGAGGAGCCGCCCAAACCAGAGGUCAAAGAGGUGAAAGAGGACGACGCCUUCUACUCAAAGAAGUGUAAACUGUUCUACAAGAAGGACUCCGAGUUCAAAGAGAAAGGAGUGGGGACUCUGCACCUCAAAAACACAGAAGAUGGAAAAACUCAGAUGAUCAUUCGCGCCGACACCAAUCUGGGAAACAUCCUGCUGAACAUCAUUGUGCAGGCGUCCAUGCCGUGCUCUCGAUUGGGUAAGAACAACGUGAUGGUGGUGUGCGUCCCCAACCCGCCCGUCGAUGACAAGAACCCCACCAGCCCCGUCCCCCUCCUGAUCCGGGUCAAGACCGCCGAGGACGCCGACGAGCUCAACAAGAUCCUGGAGGAGAAGAAAUGCUGAACCCUCCCUCUCUCCCCUCAGACCCUCCAGACUCAUCGACCUCAUCACGCCGGUUUUACCCCCACACACUCACACUCACAUUUGUCCUUAACUCGUCCUGGUCAGCCACCUCUCUCUCUCCCACAGCAAAUUGGUCGUCAUACUGUGAAUUUUGAAUCACAACUAUCAGAAGCAGGUCGUCGUCUACAUUCCUCCCAGUCCGACGACGCUGCUGCUGCUGCUGUUUUAUUCGAGGAACACAACGUUACGUUAUCUUAUCGGUCUCGCUGUUUAACUCUACUGUUUUAAUUUGGUCGUCGAGUGACUGAAAGUGUGAAUCCAGAAGAAUUCUUACCACUGAGUUAUUUUGGGGGGAACCUCCAAAUAAAAAGGUCCAGUCGAUUUGGUUUUACAAAUUAAAUACUCGCAGUAACAGUUAAUUUUUUUCCUUUUUAAAUGAACGUGUCGAGGAUGUAGUGCGUCUGCUGAGUGUUUAUGUGCUCUGGAAUCUAUUUAUUGUGUCGGCAGGAUUUGUACUCUCACUGAUAGAACCUCGUGUGAAUGUUUCUCCCCCCCGCAGAGCUUCUGAUGACGGUGUGGAAGGGAAGUGUGAAACAGACCCGUACUUUUUAUUUUCUGUUAACAUGGACUCUGUUUUCCAAGUGUCCUUUGUGUGGCCUUUGGCUCGGCCUUCGAGAUGAGGCAUGCUGUCAUCGUCUGAGAACAUUUGUAAAGACAUUUAUUGGGGAAUAAAAGGAAACAAACAAACAAACAA